AAAAUAAAUGUUUAGUCUGAAGGUUUUCUCUGACCUACGCUUGUAGUCUAUCCCUCGUCAUGAGCUACGCGAUGUCCACCACAGUAGCAGUGACGGUUGGAGUGGUGCUGGUGUCAACAGCUGGGCUCCUGGGUUAUUAUUACUUCAACAGGAAGAGGAAAAUACUCAUAACCCUAAUUGAUCCUUCUGAAAAAUACAAGUUGCGACUAGUAGACAAAGAGAUCAUAAGUCAUGAUACCCGGAGAUUUCGGUUCGCCCUGCCUAGUCCAGAGCAUGUUUUGGGAUUACCAGUGGGCAAGCAUGUUUAUCUCUCUGCCAGGAUUGAUGGGAAUCUGAUUGUGCGUCCUUACACACCGGUGUCCAGCGAUGAUGACAAAGGAUUCGUUGAUCUAGUCGUGAAGAUUUAUUUUAGGGAUGUGCACCCAAAGUUUCCUGAAGGGGGAAAGAUGUCCCAAUACCUGGAGAGUUUGCGGAUCGGAGAUGUGAUUGACUUCAGAGGACCAGGAGGUUUGCUGGAGUACAAGGGCGCAGGUCGCUUGGAUAUACAGGCCGAUAAGAAGGCCCCUGCAGAGACCAAGACUGUAAAAUCUCUGGGUCUUAUUGCUGGAGGAACAGGCAUUACGCCAAUGUUGCAGCUGAUUCGUGACAUCACCAAGAACCCAAAUGACACGACUACAUGCAGCCUGUUGUUUGCCAAUCAGACUAAGAAGGACAUUCUGCUGAAGGAUGAGCUGGAGGAGAUUCAGGCCAGGCAUUCUGAUCGCUUCAAACUCUGGUUCACCGUGGACCGAGCUCCUGCAGAUUGGGAGUACAGUCAGGGCUUCAUCAGCGCUGAGAUGAUUCAGGACCAUCUUCCUCCACCCAGUGAUGACUCUAUGAUCCUGAUGUGUGGUCCACCUCCUAUGAUCCAGUUCGCCUGUAAUCCAAACCUGGACAAGCUGGGCUACAGGCAGAGCCAGCGCUUCGCCUAUUAGGCCGUUCUCAAUGUUUAGGGCCAGACCACAAAUUACUCCAAAGAUACUGAGUUGCGCACAAUCGUAUUUGGCAUUUUAAAUCUGAUCUUACAAAGCAAAUAGCUCUUUUAUGGACAGUAUAUAAUACACAUUAAAUGUUUAAGUGCUAGACUGUCCAGAGAUAAUUGGUUCUUCAUAUUAAAAGCCUUUAAUUCAGUAAUAAGAAACAUGAUCUGCUGUCUCCUCAGGCUUUAUAUUCACCGUUGUGGCUCAUGAUAAGAUGCUGAUACUACAAAAACAAACGCACUUAAAAAAAGCACCAGUGCUGCUUGCUGGUUUAAUGCUGAAUAUUAUAUUCAUGUGCCUAUAUGUGAGCUAUGAGUUCAUUGUUGUAUGUGCACAUUGUUAUAUGCUGUCACUGGAGUAUUUUUGUAUGCAUGUUGUACUCCUUAUGUUUGUCUCGUUAAUCGUAUUUAAAUUUAAAAAGCAACACAUUUGUUUUGUAUGAAAUGCACUAAAGUAAAAGCAUAUUAAAGUGUUUUCACUGGGAGCUUGUUUUAUUUUCUUCUUUAGUGUGGCCAAAUAAGAGUUGUUUUGGUUGUGAUGUGCUCACAUUUGCAUUGAUAUUAUAAAAACUGACUUGUAUUUGAAUCUAAAAAGCAAUGAAGUUGUUUUAUAUAAAAUGUAUGUAUGGAAAGGUAAAACAAGAGAUCAUUAAUAAACAUAUUAAACAAUCA
Messenger RNA from Danio rerio (zebrafish), 1690 nucleotides. It is a transcript of the gene cyb5r1, whose product is annotated as cytochrome b5 reductase 1. Gene Ontology annotation, molecular function: cytochrome-b5 reductase activity, acting on NADH; oxidoreductase activity. Lineage: Eukaryota; Metazoa; Chordata; Actinopteri; Cypriniformes; Danionidae. The record is from RefSeq and is marked provisional.